Molecule: messenger RNA, 2112 nt
Organism: Trichomonas vaginalis G3
Lineage: Eukaryota; Parabasalia; Trichomonadida; Trichomonadidae
Product: glutamine-fructose-6-phosphate transaminase (isomerizing) protein
Exons: 1
Coding region: 1-2112 (703 amino acids)
Biological process (GO): fructose 6-phosphate metabolic process; UDP-N-acetylglucosamine metabolic process; protein N-linked glycosylation
Molecular function (GO): L-glutamine:D-fructose-6-phosphate transaminase (isomerizing) activity; carbohydrate derivative binding
Source: RefSeq, a predicted model, not a curated record
AUGUGUGGAAUCUUUGCUUACAUGAAUUUUAUUAAGGAUAAAAAGCUCAGGGAGAUCUUAACUAAUCUCCUUUCUGGCUUAAAGAAGUUGGAAUAUCGUGGCUAUGACUCUUGCGGAAUAUCUUUUGAUAUCAAAGACAAAGACGAGAACAAGAUUGUCAUUGCCAAAUCAAAAGGAACUGUUGAUAAUCUUUCUAACUUAAUCAAGGACUAUUUAACAGACGAGACCGUUUUUCACAGUCAUGUUGCAAUUGCUCAUACUAGAUGGGCUACACAUGGUCCGCCAACAGCAGGAAAUGCUCACCCACAUAUUUCUUCACCAAAUAUGGAAUUCGUUGUUGUUCACAACGGUAUUAUUUCAAAUUAUGCUGAAUUAAGAGAUCGUUUACUCCAAGAAAGUUUGUUUUCUACUGCCUCAAAAGUUGAACAAGUUGAUACAAUGAUCAGCAUUCAAAAUCCAAAAGAUGCAAAUGCAAAGUUCACAUCAGAAACAGAUACAGAGGUUCUUGCUAAGCUUGCUUUAUUUAUUUACAACAGACUUACAGUUGAGCUCGGAAAGAAGCCAACAUUCCUUCAAGUUAUCGCAAAUACAAUGAAAUUAGUACAAGGAACAUUUGGUGCUGUCUUCAAAUCAUCGCUCUAUCCAAAUGAAGUCGUUGCAUGCAGAUUAUCCUCACCAAUGCUUCUCGGUCUUAAAUACGAAGGAGAAUGUGAAGCAAAACACGCAGCAAGAUUAAUUGACAUGAAGCGUGAUGAUCUUUUCGGCUCAGUCACAGACUUUAACGAGCCAAUUUACCACCAAGCACCAAAACCAUGUGAAUUAUUCCUCGCAUCAGACGCUCCAGCAUUUGCUGAGCACACGAGAGAUGUUAUUAUCCUUGAAGACUGGGAUAUCGUUCAUAUCUGUGAGAAUGGAAUCGAUAUCAUUAACACAGCUCCAUCACAAGAAAAAUUCAAGUCAAACAGAAUCUCAGAGACACUCCAGUUGUCAUUAGAAUCCAUUGCUAAAGGAAACUACGGACAUUUCAUGUUGAAAGAGAUCAUGGAACAACCAAAUUCUUUGGCAGCAACAACAAGAGGUCGUAUUCUUCCAGGAUCAACUGAUAUCCACUUGGGUGGUAUGAUCCCUUACAUCGAGACUAUCAAACAAUCUAAGUACAUCAUCUUCAUCGGUUGUGGAACUUCAUACAACGCGGCAUUGGCGGUUCGUCCACUUUUUGAGCAGUUUACACGUCAAAGAAUUUUUGUUGAAGUUGCCAGUGAUUUCAAUGAUCGAAAGCCAAUUGUUUUCCGUGAUGAUACAUGUGUAUUCUUGUCUCAAUCCGGUGAAACAGCAGAUACAUUGAUGGCACUUGAACAUUGUCGAAAUUGCGGUGCAUUUUGUGUUGGAAUCAACAACACACCAGGUUCAUCAAUUUCCCGUGGUACAACAUGCGGUAUACACCUUAACGCAGGUGUUGAAAUCGGUGUUGCAUCCACGAAAUGCUAUACAAGUAUGAUUGAAACAUUAUUAAUGUUUUUGUUGCUUCUCAUGCAAGAUUCCAUUUCACAGCGCAAAGAGAGGAAACGCGCACUCCAAGAUUUGGCGAGUUUGCCAUCCAUGGUUGAAGAAGUUCUUAAAUCGACAUCUCCAACAAUACAAGAGAUCUCAGCAUUCGUUGCUAAACAGAAGAACUUGAUCAUGCUUGGAAGAAGAACACAUUACGCAACUGCUCGCGAAACAGCACUCAAAAUCAAAGAAUUGACAUAUAUCCAUUCUGAAGGUCUCAUGGCAGGAGAACUUAAGCAUGGUCCAUUGGCAUUGAUUGACAACGACUCAUUGGUCAUCUUCUUUGCUACAGGAGAAGAUGAUGAGAUGUUUUCAGCCGGUCAAUCAUCUCUUCAACAGAUCAAAGCAAGAGGUGCAAAAGUUCUUGUCGUUGUCACAGAAGAAGAUGUCAACAAAGUCAAGAGUUUCUCUGAUUGGUUGAUUGUUGUUCCGAAGAUGAGUCAGUGGACACAGAUGAUUGUUAACAUUAUUCCAAUGCAACUACUUUCAUACUAUGUUGCUCUUCAGAAAGGAAUCAACGUUGACAGACCAAGAAACUUAGCUAAGGCUGUAACUGUUGCAUAA